Phalaenopsis equestris is the source of this 828-nucleotide messenger RNA. Its product is annotated as protein PHOSPHATE STARVATION RESPONSE 3-like. The record is from RefSeq and is a predicted model, not a curated record. The transcript has 5 exons. NCBI's taxonomy places the organism in Eukaryota, Viridiplantae, Streptophyta, Magnoliopsida, Asparagales, Orchidaceae. Gene Ontology annotation, molecular function: DNA binding; DNA-binding transcription factor activity. The coding region runs from base 19 to 777 and encodes 252 amino acids.
GCCGCAUUUGCGAAUUUUAUGAAAGAAGACCUGGAAGAAGAUUUACCUUAUAAGAGGCUGACGAUGAUGAUGAUGAUGGAAAUCUGUGACAAGAGAAGGGUGAGGCAGUAUAACAGAUCAGAAGCUCCAAGGAUAAGAUGGAGCAAUGAACUGCACAACCGUUUUGUAAGGGCAGUGGAAUCCCUUGGAGGACAAACCAAAGCAACCCCAAAGCGCAUUCUUCUAUUAAUGGGUGUAAAUGGACUAAGCAUAUCUCAUGUCAAAAGCCAUCUUCAGAUGUACAGAUCCAUGAGCAACAACAAUUCAGACCUUAGUAACUACCAGUAUUCCGAAGACCAGUGCAAGCAAAACAUAUCUCAAUGUAAUCACAAUUUUCUUGAGGACAAAUGCAAGAAAUCCACUUCAAACUCAAAAGUUUGCAGCUCAGCUUCAAAUGAUGUGCAGAUGGAGGAAGCAAUUUCGAAGUUUGGUGAUCGCAGACAGUUCAGAGAAGGCAGCAAACGGAAUAAGAUUAUUCCUCAGACGAUGUCUCCAUACGAGGAAUUAUCAUUAAGAGAUCUGGAUUGCAAACUAACACUGUCAUCAUUCGACUAUCAGAAACAAAUAGUUAGUGAAGAAGGAAGAGAUGGAAGUUCUAGCACAGAGUUGGAUGCCUUCGAAGCGGUCCCUGUAUUGCCAAACUCCAUCCAUGUUGAUUCCAAAGCCUUUAAAUAUCUACCAGAAGAGAAUGAGAUAAAUCUUGACCUCACAAUUUCAUCAAAAUCAUAUAAUUCUUGAUUUUUGAUAGAGCACAUAUUUACAUAAUGUAAUGCAAUAUAAUCUCAUUCA